AUGAAAUUAUAUGAUAUUAUUGAAAUCAUAAAACAUACAGAAUAAAAAGGCUAAGAAUUACUCGUAGAUGCUUUAAUAUUGGGAAUAGAAAUUGGAAGAAGGAAUAUUUCUAAUAUAAAUGAUAUCAAAGGUCUUGUAGAAUAAUUGAAGAAUUUGAAGUUAAAAAUUGAUAGUAAUUUAUUGACACCAUACAUUAGAGAUGAUAUUUAUGAUAGAAUACUCAAUUAAUAAGAAUAUGUAUUUAUUUUAAUAAUUCUUAGUUAAUUGACGUUUUACAGAGUUUCUAAAAUACUUUUAGAAAAUUAUCUUAAUAAAUAGUUUAAUGUGAACAUUGUUAAAUUUGCAAUAAAUAUGUUGAUAAAAAUAAUAGAAUUAAAACAAUCUAAAUGCAUUGUAAUCAUUUGUUUCAUAAACAAUGUGUUUUACCAAUUUUAACUUGUGAAAAUGAAAUAUUUCAUACUUAUAAAUGUCCUAUUUGUGAAACUUAAACAAUAAGUGAUGAAAUUGUGAAUUAAUUGCAAGAGAAUACUUAAGUAUAAACAUCUUGCUGUCCAACUCCAUCAUGCAAAAAUGUGUUCUUAUUUUAAGGUUAAGAAAUUUAUAGAUGUUCAAAUUGCAAAAAAANGAUACUAUAUUAUCAGUUUUACCUCGAUCAUAAUUAAUUUUGA
This is a messenger RNA of Paramecium sonneborni, 668 nucleotides long. Lineage: Eukaryota; Ciliophora; Oligohymenophorea; Peniculida; Parameciidae. The record is from the annotation of a GenBank genome assembly.